ACGUUUAGGAUUAUAAAUUUUUUCGUUGGAUCAUCAGUUGAUUUUAAAAAGAGACAAUAGCAAAGUUCGAUCCACCAAAACUCCCCAUUUAAUAUCCAAGUUCUUCUUUGCUUUGAAUCGGGUAGGCCCGUAAGGUCCACUUCAAAACCCUUCAUUUUCCUACCCCAAGGUUUUGCAGAUUUUUAGAGAAUUCGAAAAAUACCAGGUUUGCCGUUUACAUAUAAGAGAGUGGAGCGGACUUGGUUUUUGGGUCCCCGAGUCCUUAAAUCUCCCUCUCUCGCGUUAUCUCCAUAGGCGAAACCAUGUAUCUCUACAUACCCCUAUAGACACAAAUGUAUCACUACAGUUGUUGUAUUGCGUUGAUAUACAGAACAUAUCCCAAUAUUCAUUUCGAUAUAAAAAUUACAGCUUUCAGCUUCCGAUCCAGGUGUAGAGCUCAAAUGGGUAGCUUUGAGUGGGGGUCUCUUUUUAUCUAUGUAUAAAAUUCUUGGCAAGCAACGCCUCAUAUAUCGCUCUCGCAUCGCAUACUAUGUGAAAGCGGGCCUCAUCGAUAGGGCAAUCCAAGUGUUCGAUGAAAUGUCCAAUUCAGAUUGCAGGGUCUUUUCCAUCGAUUACAACAGGUUCCUUGGAGCGUUGAUAAAGAACUUGCGUUUUGAGGUAGCUGAACACUAUUAUAAUUUGAUGGUUUCGAAAGGGUUCUCUUUGAGUUCCUUUACUUACUCCAGAUUCAGCUCCGGGUUGUGUAAAGUUAAGAACUUUGAGCUCAUUUGUAGACUUUUUGAAGAUAUGGAUAGGCUCAACAUUGUGCCUGAUAUAUGGGCUUAUAAUAUUUAUUUGAAUCUUUUGUGCAGCGAGAAUUUAGUGGACAAUGCCUUGGAAUUAUUGAGAGUAAUGAGAGAGAAGGGGCGUGAGCCAGACAUAGUGAGUUAUACUAUUGCAAUUAGUGGGUUGUGUAGGGUUAAAAGGCUUGACGAGGCUGUUGAAAUGUGGAAAAUGAUGAUUAAGAAGGGUUUUGAACCAGAUAAUGGCGCUUGCAGGGCACUUGUUUUAGGGUUAUGUGACAAUGGGAAGGUUGAUUUGGCAUAUGAGCUCACUGUGGGGGAUAUGAAGGGGAAGGUUAAGUUUAAUGUGAUAAUUUAUAAUGUACUUAUAGAUGGGUUUUGUCAAGCAGGUAGGAUUGACAAGGCACAAGCAAUCAAGUCAUUUAUGAGUAGGAAUGGAUGUGUGCCUGAUUUAGUUACUUAUAAUGUGUUAUUGAAUUAUUUUUGUAAUGAGCUAAUGUUGGACGAGGCAGAGAAGUUAGUAGAAAAGAUGGAGAGAAGCAGGAUGAAGCCUGAUGGUUAUAGCUACAAUCAGCUUCUAAGGGGUCUAUGCAAAGGCAAUAGAGUAGAUACGGCUUACGACUUGAUGGCCAAAAAGAUGGAAGCUAAAGGGUUGGUAGAUGUUGUAUCCUACAAUACAAUUAUUAGAGCAUUUUGCAAGCUGGGCCGUACUAGAAGGGCUUUUAAGCUAUUGGAGGAGAUGGGGAAGAAGGGAAUUGUUCCUGAUGUGAAAACAUUUACGCCCCUCAUAAAAGGCUUUCUUAGAGAAGGCAACUCAAAGAUAGCCAACAAUCUUCUUGAACAGAUGACAAAAUUGGGUAUAUCUCCAGAUAGCGUAUUGUAUACUGUCAUUAUUGAUCACCGUUGCAAAAUUGGUAGUGUAGAAAUGGCUCGCAGUAUUUUUCAUGAUAUGGUAGUGCAGGGGAUUGCCCCUGAUGUAGUGUGCUACAAUGCACUCAUCAGUGGGUUUUGCAAGGCUUUCAGAGUUAGUGAAGCCAUGCAUCUAUUCGAGGAAAUGCAAAGUAGAGGUUUGUAUCCUGAUGAGUUGACUUUCAAGUUAAUCAUUGGAGGUCUCAUAAAGGAAAAGAAUUUUUCUUUGGCUUAUGACAUCUGGGAUCAGAUGAUGGAGAAGGGAUUUACCCUUGACAGAGAUAUAUCUGAGACUCUAAUCAAUGUCAUCCAUUCAAAAGAUGCAUCCACCGAUAACUUUAUCAAUGAUUGAAAUGCUGCAAAGUCCUCUCAAGAUAUAUUCUCAGUUGAUGGUGCACCUC
Olea europaea var. sylvestris is the source of this 2092-nucleotide messenger RNA. Its product is annotated as pentatricopeptide repeat-containing protein At1g13040, mitochondrial-like. NCBI's taxonomy places the organism in Eukaryota, Viridiplantae, Streptophyta, Magnoliopsida, Lamiales, Oleaceae. Gene Ontology annotation, molecular function: protein binding. The transcript has 2 exons. The record is from RefSeq and is a predicted model, not a curated record. The coding region runs from base 475 to 2043 and encodes 522 amino acids.